AUGGACCUCCCCACCGAGACAGGUGCAGUGGUAUUCUCCUCGCGGCGGAGACUCCAGGACUCAGCCAAUUUAUUAACCGCCUAUACCCAAAUGUCCGCACCAGAAGACUAUCAUGCGACCCUAACAAAGAUCCUUUCCUCCAGAGGUAAUCAAAUUUUCGACAUUCAUUUCCUUCCGGAGGGCUUUGGUGACCUCCUUCAGGAGGGGCAUGAGAUAGGCAUCACCAAGAAAGCGCUUGUACAAUGCUUCAUAAAAGCACGUCAAAUAUUGUCCUCUCUCUCCUCACUAGAGCAACUGCCCCGGAAACCAGAAACUGGUAGCAAUCAAGGACAUGUUUCUCCAGGAGCACCCCGUGAAGACGCCUCGCAAUCCCCCCGCAAUUCGAACAUCGAUCAAGAUUACUCGCCCCAAACUCUCCUCCUCCAAACCGAAAUCCUCCUCCUCCUCGAUUCCGAACACCUAACUGCCUGCAAUUGGCGGAAGCGCAGACUGUACGCCUUGAAAGAACAAAAGCAAUCACAAUGCCCCGGCUCUGCAAACCAUUACCCACUCACUCUCCAUACCGAAAUCUCAUUUACAACAACAAUCCUCCGUUCCCCGCUUCACCGUCACACAAAAUCCCCCGUUCUAUGGUACCACCGGAAAUGGACUAUGAUGCAGCUUUUGGACUUUUGCCACGAUGACCCCGUGGCGGCAUUCGCGGGUUCCCAUCAUUUGCCGCAUUAUGAAGCUGCUGCUGAGGCUGAGGCUGGUACCAAGGCUGUAGCUGCAGUUACAGCUGCCGUGAACCAAAUCACAGACUACGAACUAUCCAUCGUGUUGCAGGCGGGCACGCAUCACCCAAAAAAUUAUUAUGCGUUCGCCUACCUACGAGAGUUUAUGGGCUUAUUUGCCAAUGCGCUUGCCUUCGCCCGAUGCCAAAUAUUGUCAACAACUAUGGUGACAAUGGGGCAGCAGCAGCCGGUAACCCUCUAUCUAGGGCUCCUUGCGAGGAUGGUUCUUGAGACAGUGCAUUCAUGGUGUCUCACAUACUCUCACCGACGGGAUAUUUCUGGUUGGAACUUUUUGCUUUGGUUGUUGGAAGUUGUGGGGGAUAACGAUGGGAGUGGAGGGGGUGACAAAGGUGAUGUGAUUACAUUGAGGAAAUCGAUUGUAAAUAAGACCGCACGUUUUGGCACGGAGGUUUCAUGGGAUGGAGAAGGGUUGUGGAUCUUUGUGGAUCUUGCUGCCAGGCGGUUUGGGGUUGAUGUUGAUUGGCUGAAUCUGGAGUCUGAAGGGGGGAAUGGAGCGCAUGACAUAGAGGGCACCGGCGCCGCUCACGGUCCUGCGGUCGUUACCGCCACAGAAAAAUCUUCUUCAUAUUCUAACCAACGAUGGAAGAUAUGGGUUCGUCGAAUAAAAGAGCCGCAGAAGCGGAAUGACGGCCCAACCCGGGUAAAUGACAAUGGCUGA
Messenger RNA from Histoplasma capsulatum G186AR, 1452 nucleotides. RefSeq lists its product as uncharacterized. Lineage: Eukaryota; Fungi; Ascomycota; Eurotiomycetes; Onygenales; Ajellomycetaceae. The record is from RefSeq and is a predicted model, not a curated record. Gene Ontology annotation, molecular function: protein prenyltransferase activity. Gene Ontology annotation, biological process: protein prenylation. Gene Ontology annotation, cellular component: cytoplasm. The coding region runs from base 1 to 1452 and encodes 483 amino acids. The transcript has a single exon.